ACCUCCCAAACAACAUCCUCUAGAGCCUUUGCAAGCCUUCAUUAGUUUAGUGAAUAGAGCUGGAACUCGUCAUGCCUCCUGCACAGCCGCGAAAGCCUGCCGAUGUCUCCGCAACAAACAAGGAGCGCAACGAGUAUAUCCCGGCCUUCAUCUCCAAGAAACCAUUCUACGCCAUCGACGAGUCCGGGUCAGACACCGACUACCUAGAGCAUCAGCGUCUACAGAAACAAGAAGCCGAUUCAAAAUGGUACGACCGAGGACGCAAGGCCGCCCCUGCCGCGACCAAGUUCCGCAAGGGCGCAUGCGAGAAUUGCGGAGCCAUGACCCACAAGAAGAAGGACUGCCUAAGCCGCCCUCGCAAGGCAGGCGCAAAGUGGACGGGCAGGGAUAUUGAAGCUGAUGAGCUGGUCCAAGAUGUGCAGUUGGGCUGGGAUGCAAAGCGAGAUCGGUGGAAUGGCUAUGAGGCGUCGGACUACAAUGCCGUCAUCGAAGAAUACAACGAGCUUGAGGAAUUGAAGAAAAAAGCCAAGGAAGCGAAUGCCGAGAAGAAGUCUGGGUCAGACGACGAGGAAGACGACGGCGACAAAUACGAUGCGGAGACGGAUAUGGGGAGGAAACAGGCGACAUCAACCAGGCAGCUGCGACUACGAGAGGACACGGCUAAAUAUCUACUAAAUCUGGACCUCGACUCGGCAAAAUACGAUCCUAAGACACGAUCAAUGGUGGAUAGCGGGGUAACGGCGGACAAUGCCGCGGCUCUGGUUGCUGAAGAAGGCUUCAUGAGGGCGUCAGGAGACGCGGCGGAAUUUGAAAAGGCACAACGAUAUGCCUGGGAGACGCAAGAGCGCGGAGACAAGAACAAGAUACACCUCCAAGCCAAUCCCACGUCUGGCGAAUACUUCCGGAAGAAGGAGCUGCAGGAAGCCGAGGAGAAAAAAGCAGCGCAGCGCAAGGCCUUGGCUGAGAAAUACGGAGUCCAGGAACAGUUCAAGGAUGACACUCUCAAAAAGCUUGCAGUGACGGAGUCAGAGCGCUACGUCGAGUACGACGAGCGAGGCCGCAUCAAGGGAGCACCUAUUGCCAAGGCCAAGUCGAAGUAUCCAGAAGACAUCCUUAUCAACAACCACAAGUCUGUCUGGGGAAGCUGGUGGUCAAAUUUCCAAUGGGGAUAUGCAUGUUGUCACUCAACGGUUAAGAACAGCUACUGCACUGGCGAGGACGGCAAGAAGGCGUUCGAGGAGGCGGAUCGAUUGCGGACUGCUGCGGAUAUGGAAGAGGUGCCCAAAGCAGUCGCCUGGAGGGAGGAAGAAGCUCUCGAAGAGCACGUUCCGAACGCCGUGGAGAGCGAUCAGAAAUCUAAGCAAGACUCGUCACGAAGGAAACGCACUCUGCACGAGAUGACCAGCGGCGUCACGGAAGAAGAGAUGGAGGAGUAUAGGCGGAAGAGAACUCAAGCCAACGACCCGAUGGCUGCCUACCUAGGCAAGAGUGAUCCCGUCCGGUAGACUGUCAGCUUCACUUAUCUAUUCAUUUAGCUUUCAAGCAUUAGCGGGCGUAUUUUCUGCAUUGCGUGGCGUUGGUGGGGCAGACAUCUCUUCAACUCGAGAUCGGAG
This is a messenger RNA of Lindgomyces ingoldianus, 1613 nucleotides long. Its product is annotated as pre-mRNA-splicing factor SLU7. Lineage: Eukaryota; Fungi; Ascomycota; Dothideomycetes; Pleosporales; Lindgomycetaceae. The coding region runs from base 72 to 1505 and encodes 477 amino acids. The record is from RefSeq and is a predicted model, not a curated record. Gene Ontology annotation, molecular function: pre-mRNA 3'-splice site binding. Gene Ontology annotation, cellular component: spliceosomal complex. Gene Ontology annotation, biological process: mRNA splicing, via spliceosome. The transcript has a single exon.